Messenger RNA from Oncorhynchus keta (chum salmon), 3374 nucleotides. Its product is annotated as BTB/POZ domain-containing protein KCTD8-like. NCBI's taxonomy places the organism in Eukaryota, Metazoa, Chordata, Actinopteri, Salmoniformes, Salmonidae. The coding region runs from base 432 to 1754 and encodes 440 amino acids. Gene Ontology annotation, molecular function: protein binding. Gene Ontology annotation, biological process: regulation of G protein-coupled receptor signaling pathway; protein homooligomerization. The transcript has 2 exons. The record is from RefSeq and is a predicted model, not a curated record.
UAUUGUAGCAGUACUUCCUCUUUAAAAGGCUGUAACUGCAGCACCUCCCCUUUUAUUCAGAGGAUGAUGUCAUCCGGGAGUCACUCACAGUGUUUUUUUUCUUCUCCUGCUCUAUCGCUCUCUCUUCGCAUUUGCACUCUCCAUUAGUGAGGUGACAGGACACUUCUCUGUCUCUCCAUAUUUUCUCUCUUUCUCGCUCUCCCUCGCUCUCUUCCUCCUUAGCUUCCUUUAACAGCAGGGAUGUAGUCCUCUGCCUCUUUCAAACUUCAGCACCUGCUAUGCUGUGAACUCCUUGGUGACCUCUAUUGAUUCUAUUGAGACUGCUCCUUACUGAGAUAUUUUGCUCCACUUGUUUGAGAGGAUCUAAGAGGACCUUAUUGGGUUUGGAAGUUGUUUGAUUUCUCUCUAUACCCUGGUAGAACUACAGGACCAUGGCCAUGAAGGAGACCAUUCUGCCCAUCAGUGAGGUGUCUGGCCCGGCCCCGUUGCCCUACCCGGAGGUAGUGGAGCUCAACGUGGGUGGCCAGGUGUAUGUCACGAAGCGCUCUACCCUGGUCAGUGUGCCCGACACCACCCUGCACGCCAUGUUCACCCGGUGCCCGCCACGGGAGCUGCCAAGGGACAGCCGCGGGCGCUUCUUUAUCGACCGCGAUGGCUUCCUGUUCCGCUACGUGCUGGACUUCCUGCGAGACCGCCAGCUGGUGCUGCCUGACCACUUCCCUGAGCGUGAGCGCCUGCAGAGGGAAGCCGAGUACUUCCAGCUGGGCGAACUGCUGCGCCUCCUGGGGCCCCGGGUGGGUUCCAAGCAGGGCUCCAUGAAUGAUGAAGGCUGCCACAGCGAUAUUGAGGAGAGCUCACAAAGCAGUGAGUACCCCACAGGUCGUACCUUGACUUCCUCGGACAAGAGGUCAGGGUUCAUCACCAUCGGCUACAGGGGAUCCUACACCACGGUGCGGGACAAUCAAGCCGACGCCAAGUUCCGUCGAGUGGCCAGGAUCAUGGUAUGUGGACGCAUCGCCCUGGCCAAAGAGGUGUUUGGGGAAACACUGAACGAGAGCCGGGACCCAGACCGGCCGCCGGAGAAGUACACGUCAAGGUUUUACCUCAAGUUCACCUACUUGGAGCAGGCAUUUGACCGCCUUUCUGAGGCGGGCUUUACAAUGGUGGCUUGUAAUUCCGUGGGAACAGCCGCUUUUGUCAACCAGUACAGGGACGACAAACUCUGGAGCAGCUACACAGAGUACAUCUUCUUCAGGCCGGCAUCGAAGAUCGUCUCCCCCAAGCAGGACUGUGAGGAACGCCAGAAGGACAAACUGGGCACCGACAAGGGCAGUGAGAGCGGCACCUCCCUCAACGAACUCUCCACCUCCAGCUCUGAGACCCACUCUGAGGCCACCUCGCCCCAGGACGGCCCCAACUUGGGUGGGGGAGGCGGUGGGGGAUCCAUGGCCCCCUGCGGAGCCCUCCAGUCUGUCUCUCGGCAGCCCAGCACCCUCACCCUUGGGCGGCCCUCCAAGAAGGGCUCGUCAGUGCAGUGGAUGCAGCUGCCAGAUAAGCGACGCAACAGCGAGCUCUUCCAGUCGCUGAUGGGGCGUGAGGGCGGCCUGAGCAGGAAGAAGAACACGGAGAGACCCAGCGCAGAGGAAGAGAUGAAGCAGUGCAUACAGGACUUUAACAACAUCAAAAUCCCACAGGCUUUCCCGGAGCGCAAGCGGCAGUGGCAGUCCGAACUACUCCAAAAGUACGGUCUAUAGGGACCCUUUUCUAUCACCAUGCCACAAGCAGUAGUCAUUUAAUUUGGAUUCCCUCCGUUUGGCUGGUUUUAAGUGCAAUGAUUCAUUAUAAAAUGUCUUCCAGUUCAAAUUAAGUUAAAAAGAUGAUCAACAAACUGUUUUUGUGAGGGGAGGCACAAGGUUAGUAAGCACAUGCAUUUCUGGGGCACAUGUUAAAAGAAGCACAGCAGAACUCUCCUUUACCGGUAUGUUGUCUCUUCAGUUCUAGAUUGCAUUGGAGAUUACGUUUGAAACAAUAUGCCUAUGUGAACAGUAUAUGACUACUGUACAUUUGUCCAGUUUAUUAGGUACACCACCCCGUUCACAAACAUGGUUCGCUCCUACAGACAGCGAGUCAGGUGGCUGUGGCAUGCUAUAUAAAGCAUGCAGACAUGCAAAGAGGCAUUCAGUUACUGUUCGACUGAAAGUUAGAAUGGGCAAAAUACAGCUGAAGUCAGAAGUUUACAUACGCCUUAGUCAAAUACAUUUAAACUAAGUUUUUCACAAUUCCUGACAUGUACUCCAAGUAAGAAUUCCAUGUCUUAGGUCAGUUAGGAUCACCACUUUAUUUUAAGAAUGUGAAAUGUCAGAAUAAUAGUAGAAUGAUUAGUAGAAUAGUGAAUGAUUCAUUUCAGCUUUUAUUUCUUUCAUCACAUUCCCAGUGGGUCAGAAGUUUACAUACACUGAAUUAGUAUUUGGUAGCAUUGCCUUUCAAUUGUUUAACUUGGGUCAAACGUUUUGGGUAGCCUUCCACAAGCUUCCCACAAGAAGUGGGUGAAUUUUGGCCCAUUCCUCCUGACAGUGUAACUGAAUGCCAUCUAUUUUGUGAAGUGCACCAGGCCCUCCUGCAGCAAAUCACCCCCACAACAUGAUUGCUGCCACCACCGUGCUUCACGGUUGGGAUGGUGUUCUUCGGCUUUCAAGCCUCUCCCUUUUACCUCCUAACAUAAUGAUGGUCACUAUGGCCAAACAGUUCUAUUUUUGUUUCAUCAGACAAGAGGACAUUUCUCCAAAAAGCAUGAUCUCUGUCCCCAUUUUUUAACCUAGGCAAGUCAGUUAAGAACAAAUGCUUAUUUUCAAUGACAGCCUAGGAACAGUGGGUUAACUGCCUGUUCAGGGGCAGAAGGACUGAUUUGUACCUUAUCAGCUCGGGGAUUUGACCUUGCAACCUUUCGGUUACUAGUCCGACACUCUAACCACUAGGCUACCCUGCCACCCUAUGUGCAGUUGCAGACCGUAGUCUGGCUUUGUUUUUACCCGGUACGAUGGGUGUACCUAAUAAACUGGUAACUGAGUGGAUAUUUCCAUUAUUUGACACAUUCAGUGUGAAUGCAGAUGACUGUUAACAAAUAAGAAAACAUAGAUAAACUGUAUACCACUAAAGACUGAAAGUACAUUAUUCUCUCUGUAGAUAAUUAAGUGUUCAACAUGUGAAUUGUUUAAGAAGUUUGUAAAUCCACAUAGUGGAAAGAGUGGAGAUGUCCAUUCAGUAUCUACCAUGGACGUCCUUUGUGUUUACUGUUGUUGUCCAUGGUCAAUAUGUGCGUAAUGACAUUUAUUCCUACUUUUCUAUUCUACAAUAAAAUAUAUCAUGUUAUGACA